AUAAAAUUUAAAAUGUGAUUUAAUGGAACUAAAUGAGUUUAAAAAAUCAUUACCAUGAAUUGACAGUUGACUGGAUCAUCAAUGAUUUCCAUUACAUCUUCUUCAGGUUCUGGAUCUUCUGGUUCUUGCUUAAUUAUAACAUCCUGAUCUACAAGCAAGGUGUUAUCUUUGGCAUUAUUUUGCCAUUCCUUCAAUGUAGCUUGAGAUACAUCACAAAUUUGUUUAAAUUCAUGCCAAGAAUUGACAUGAUACAGGCAUUUAUCACAUAUGACCUUUGGCAAUCCAUCACUCUCUGACACCUCCACGGAGACGCACGCCAUAAUCCUGAAGGACAGAGGAAUUUGAGAUUCCGAUGACGAAUCUUCUUCACCAAAUAUUGGCGAAGUGAUUUCGUCUUCAGCCAAACACAAACGACACACUUCUCCCAUGUUGCUUGGUUUUCGGCGUGGGCCAUUCAUUUCCGACGAAAUAAUGCCACACUGCCGUAAGUAAUUCACUAUUGCUCAACACUGAUCAUCUUCAUGGUCGUAACAGUACAACAUGAAGCCGCAUGAGUUUAGUCUUCCAUUUUCACACAAUACGGUUAUCGAAGUUGUAUUUCCCAAGCGUAACGAUCGCAUAUGAAUCAAAGAAUUGAGUUCACCUCCGAAAACAAUGUCUACAAUCUUCACUAUCAACCAAUAACCACAAAUUCCACCUUUUUCGCGAUGAUCGCAAGGCCCAAACUUCGACACCAAAGAGCAGAGUACGAACGGGAGGAACACCAAGACGCCACACCGACCACACCAACGUCGUCCAGACUUCGAUAGUCAGAGACGAAUCAAAUGCAAGAGCUCCAUUGCGGACACGAUUGGCUCUGCAGGAAGUUGAUCUCCUUGGACAUGGCAGUUCAUUUGUUCGUGACGUAAAGUACAGGGGCAGAGCAGGGCAGGAGACAGUCAUCGGCGUCGAUUUGAGUAGUUUGAGAAUGUACGUGUGGGCUGAUGUUGUAUUUAUUGCAUCGUAAUUCAUGGCAGGGUUAGGGACUAUUGAAGCCCUAACUUGCGAGGCAUUGCAAUGAUAUAAAUAAAUGAAAUAUAUACAAACAGAGAGAUCGAUUUGUAACUUACAUUUCUCUAGCUCAGUGACAAAACUUGUUAGUGGUAAAUGUGAUAUAUUCUUGCUACAUAAUAUAAAUGGGAAAACGUAACCGGUGAAAGGAACCUACAAUGUUCGUAAUAGGGACCAGUUUGGUUUAAAGUAUUAAUGUAUUCUUGGUUGAGGUUGUUUCGCAAUAAACAAAUGUACAGUUGUACGAGUAUUAUCCAAAGAAUUUGGUACCUAGGCUGCUAGAAUGGACUAUGAAUAUGCUUUAUUUAGAAAAGAAAUUGAUACUCAGAAUAAAUGUUGUGGAGGAUGGGUAUGGUGCAUCAAAGUGUAUUAGAAAGAUGGAUCAUCAUUGCCCAUGGGUGAACAAUUGUGUUGGGGAAAAUAAUCAAAAGUACUUCGUUCUUUUCACGUUCUACAUUGCAGCCAUAUCUAUUCAUUCACUCAUUCUCUCAGUCAAUCAGUUCAUUGCGUGUGUGAGAAAUGAAUGGAAAGAAUGUUCUACAUUUUCACCACCUGCUACUGUAGUGCUUUUGCUGUUCUUGGUUUUUGAAGCCAUGUUGUUUGCAACAUUUACUGCAGUAAUGCUUGGAACUCAAUUACAAGCUAUCUGGAAUGAUGAGACGGGUAUUGAACAAUUGAAAAAAGAAGAAGCUCGUUGGGUUAAAAAGUCUCGGUGGAAGAGCAUACAAGCAGUAUUUGGCCGAUUUUCAUUGGCUUGGUUUUCGCCAUUUACUAGACCACCUUCAAAGACAAAACUGGAGAGUUACUUAUAUUCUGUGUGAUGGGAAUCUAGUUGAAACAAAGUUUGUAUGAAUUUAAAAGCUUUUAAUGUAAAAUAUUGAUGUGCUGUUACUAAAUAAUGUAUUUCCUUUUUAAUAAAGUAAGUGUUUUGUUAAGAGAGAUUCACUUCAUAUAUUUUUUAAAGUGUAUUUGUAAUGAAGUUUAAUUUCACCUCAGUCAUUAUUUUGUAGUUUAUUUUAUAUUGGUUCAGUUGUUAAACACUGAAGACUAAGACAAUCCUAGUAGCUUUCUACUUUAAUUGACUAUUGGUCCUCUUGGUUAUGUAAUUUUAGUCCAAUAAAUUAUAUGAAUUUUAAUUUAAAAUGUGCUUUACUAUGGCUAUGUCUUUUUGACAACAGUGCAAUGUAAUAGACUUGCGUAAGGAAAGGAUUUUCUAUGAAUGACUGCAGUAUGUACAGUGAUAUUUCCAAGAUAAAUAAACAUUGAAGUGUUUUGAUGAAAUUAAUUUUUCAUUUUUUAUAAAAUGUUUGUAACAAACUACCUUGCUUGCUAGCAUUUGUAAAAUAAAAUUAAAUUAUAGGAAAUAUACCAAUAAUUGUGAAUUGGUUAAAAGUGUGCUUAUCAACUUUCCAAAAAAAAAAAAAAUUAAUAAAGAGAUCUAGCUUACAAAACUGUAAAACUUUCCUGCAUUUUCUUUAGAUGAAGAGA
Molecule: messenger RNA, 2538 nt
Organism: Gryllus bimaculatus (two-spotted cricket)
Lineage: Eukaryota; Metazoa; Arthropoda; Insecta; Orthoptera; Gryllidae
Source: the annotation of a GenBank genome assembly